GGGGGUGGAGGAAGAGGGAGGAGUAGAGAGAGAGGGGAGAGGAGAGAGAGGAGGAGGGACUAGGGAGAGCUACUUUGGCCUCACUGUGCCGGGCAGUCGCUAACCUAUGUGAGACUGAGCCCUGAAGUGUGUGUUGUGUUGUUGUUGUUGUGUUGCCUCGCUGGGACUUGAGAUUGACAGAAAUGGAUUUUCUCCUGGAUUCUGGCUAACAUUUGAUGGAUUCUACGCUCUCCUCUGCCCUGAAGCCAAACCCGACAGGAACUACCACACCAUCCCGGAUCUGAGAACAGGAGGGGGACACACACCCCACGGAGCCUGGAGCCCAUUGCCAUGGCGAUGACGGCCCUGUUCAGGGGCAAGUGGGGACAAAAGUCGCAGGAGCCACCUGAGAAGCAGCCCGCAGCAUUGGUGCACUCCACCAACCACGAGGAAGAAGAGGAGGAUGACAGGGUCAUCGCCCCCAUCCGCAGGAACUCCCGCUUCUACCGUUCCAUGAGGAAGAAGAGGCUGGCCUCGUCAGAACAACUUGAAAGCCCUGCAGUCUCUCUGAGGCCUGGUCCAGAGCCCAGCCCAGGCAGCAGGUCAAGCAGCAGCUCCCUCUGUGUCCCUGAUCUCCAGAAACCUUUGCAAUCUCCCCGGGCACAGCGUACGCCAACCUCUCCACGCCAACUCCAUUCCGGAACUGCGUUGCCGAGCAACGGGGAGCUCAGGAGCCCACACACACUUACUAGCACGGCCUCUUCCCCUCUUUGGACUAGGAGAGGAGGAGGAGGAGGAGGGAGGAAGGGUGCAGAUGCUUCUCCAGCUAGUGGUCAGUGUGGAGGGGGCUCCACUUCCUCCUCCUCUGUUUCUAGCGCUCGGUUGUACCGGACGCACGGCAUGCACACACACACUGAAGACAUGGAGAGCCUCUCAGAACGCACUGCAACCGCCUGCUCCGUACGGGAGCCCGGAGGGGGGACACAGUCACCGCAACCAGCGGAGGAGGAAGUCAAUGAAGAGGGCGUCAAACUCAGGUUGGUGAGCAACAGGGAAAGAGCGAGCUCAACACCAUUGAAAGUAGAACCCAUCUGCUACAGUCUCAACAUUGUCAAGAACGUUGCCUUCCUGUACCAGGAGUACCGGGACACAUCCAAGCAGCAGGAAAUCGAGCAGCGACGGCAGCAGGAUGGGUUGACCUCGGGGGUCAGCGCGGGGUUAGGGGUGACGUCCCCACCGGCCCUGCAGCUGCAGCUGAGGAACAACUCUCGCUCUCUGAGUCUGUGGCAGAACCUGGAUGUCGUGCAGCAGAGCGGCCUGCUCACCCAGCUACCGCAGAGAGAGGUCAUCAUACAAGAGGCCAUGUUUGAGCUGGUGACCUCAGAGGCAUCCUACUACAAGAGCCUGGAGGUGCUGGAGACCCACUUCCUGAAGAACCCUGUGCUGGUCAACACACUCAGCCAAUCAGACAUGCACUUCCUGUUCUCCAACAUUGAGGAGGUGAUGAAGGCCAGUGAAAGGUUCCUGAUGGACCUGGAGAACCGCAUCGAACAGUCCCUCCAGAUCUCAGACGUGUGUGACAUCGUCCACAACCACGCCGUCAAGCACUUCCACGUCUUUAUCACCUACGUCAUCAACCAGGUGUAUCAGGAGAAGAACUACCGACGCAUUCUACAGGGAAACCAGUCAUUCCGUGAGGCCAUGGCUCGGCUGGAGAACCAGCCGCAUGUCCGAGGCCUCUCCUUCACCUCCUUCCUCAUCCUCCCCUUCCAGAGGAUCACACGACUCAAAAUGCUGGUCCAGAACAUUCUGAAGAGGGCAGAGGAGAAUUCAGAUAUGGAGGCCAAUGCCAUCAAGGCUCACCAUCAGCUGGAGCAGAUUGUGAAGGAGUGCAACGAGGGUGUGAGGAAGAUGAGUCGUACAGAGGAACUCAUCAGCAUUGAGAAAACACUGGAGUUCAAGUCUAAGUCGGUGCCGGUGAUCUCCCACUCCCGCUGGCUGCUGAAGAAGGGUGAGGUGCAGCAGAUGGCCGGGCCAAAGAGCACUAGGACCAUGCGGAGUAAGAAGCUCCACCACCCUGUCUACCUGUUCCUCUUCAACAACCUGCUGCUCAUCACCAAGCGCAGCUCCAGUGGUGAGAAGUUCCAGGUGCUGGACUCGUGCACGCGGGCCAUGCUGAGGACUGAGGACAUGGAAGACCAGGGUCAGAUGCUGGCUAAUGUGUUCAACCUGAAACUUCUGGAGAACCAGGAGGAGAGGCAUGUCAGCUACAUGCUCAAGACCUCCAGCAUGAGUGACAAGCUGCGCUGGAUAUGUGCUCUCACGCCAAACCGCCGCACUCGAUUCAUGUCCACCAGCGCCCACCAACCAGCCUCUCCUCAGGUCCAGUGUAUUCAGUCGUAUUCGUCUCAGGAGCCAGAUGAGCUGUCCAUUGAGAUGGCUGACGUGUUGAACAUCCUGGAGAGGACAGAUGAUGGCUGGAUGAUGGGUGAGAGGCUCCAUGAUGGAGAGAAGGGCUGGUUCCCUUGUCGGGUAGUAGAGGAGAUCAAGAACCAGGAAGUGCGGGCCCAGAACCUCAGGGAGUGCCAGAGGAUCCACCUGGCCCAGGAAGGGGGCGCUUCCUCAGGGUCCAGGCUGGGCUCCAGGGGUGGCAGACGCACCCCCAAAACCCCCAAAGUCUCAAAUUUCUUCGGUACCUGGACUGACCAGUCAGAGGAGGAACAGUGAAGCACAUGAUAUUCCACAUUGAAAGUGAUUGGUUGGAACCCCCUGGCAUCAAUUUUUACUGGACCACAUGGAUCAAAUGACAGAGAUCAUGUGAUUUGAGCAUGGGAUUGCAUUGGAAGAAAGUGACAUCAUGCAAUGACAUUAUUUCCUAUUAACUGUUUCCCUUUCUCAAGUGGUUUUGGUGUGCCAGGGUUUAGGGUCCCAGGCUCUAUGGUUUAGGGUCCCAGGCCCCAGGGUCCCAGGCUUCAGGGUUUAGGGUCCCAGGCUCCAAUGUUUAGGGUCCCAGGCUCCAGGGUUUAGGGUCCCAAACCCCAGGGUCCCAGGCCCCAGGGUGUAGGGUCCCAGGCUCCCCUGAUGGGUCCUACGAUCAGAGCACUUCUUCCAUAACUCCAACACACUGCAUGUCUUACAGUACUUCCAGUGGAAUGAUUCAGCACUACCAGUCUAACUAAAACAAGGCUCCAGUGGAACAGGAGCUAUGCAUGUGAUGGGAGAAGAUGACAACCACAGAAACAGUUCUCAAGGGGAUGGUAACAUGUGAAUAUAUCGUAACCUUGCCUCAACUGCAUGGGCCAAUUAUUUUCGAAAAAAAAAAUGUUGCGCUUCUGUGCUAGAGAUUUAAUUACCCCAGAACAACGGCUUGACGAUCCACCCUUUUGUAAAGAGCAACUCCUCUAUUGAAACCAUACAAGAAGAACGUUUUAAAAUCCACCCACUAGCACUGAAUGGAAAUGAACCGUGAAUGUUUCAUGAUUCUGUACAGUAAAUAGAACAAUCACAUGACAGAGUGCUCAGUAUUGGGCAGGAAGUCAUUGACUGGAGAAGACGAGCCCUACAGAAUCACAGGCCUUGCUUAAUCAGUGGACGUGUUCUUGGGGUCAGUUCCCUUGCCAAUACUGAUAUGCCACUUACACAUGCACACUGAGAAACGAGAGCACACACACUUGGGGAAAUCCUGCACAACUUCUCCAACUUGAAAAACCCUCCACAGACACCUGGUCCUGAAGCAUCUGCACAGAAUGUGCCAACACACCGACAGCACUGGAAUGGCAUGCAAGUGACAAAACAUGUGGGCGUAUGAUGAGUAUGUGUACGUGUGCAUACUGUAUGCCUUGAAUGUUCAAUAUACAAUUAAUAAUUACUGAAACAUUGUGUAAUUUAAUUAUGUAAGAAGUAAUUUAUUGUUAAUAAAAUCUAAAUCUGAAAUUCAAA
This is a messenger RNA of Oncorhynchus kisutch (coho salmon), 3918 nucleotides long. RefSeq names its product ephexin-1. The coding region runs from base 331 to 2706 and encodes 791 amino acids. The transcript has 15 exons. The record is from RefSeq and is a predicted model, not a curated record. NCBI's taxonomy places the organism in Eukaryota, Metazoa, Chordata, Actinopteri, Salmoniformes, Salmonidae. Gene Ontology annotation, biological process: activation of GTPase activity. Gene Ontology annotation, molecular function: protein binding; guanyl-nucleotide exchange factor activity.